UGGUGGCUGGGAUUUGUAAUAUUUGGAUUCGCCAGUAUAAUCCUAUCCGUCCCUAUUUUAGCUCUGCCCGCACGAAUGCCAGGAUGGGAAGAAGCAAUACAAUCGAAACUAUCAGAGUGUGUCAUAGGAAGAGAGAGGAAUGUGACGUACAGUAAACUGAAAGAGUUGCCUAAAGCUUUGAGUGAACUGAUGAGAAAUACAAGUUUGAUCCUGCUGAACUUUGCUGGCUGUUGCGAGGGCCUCAUAGUCGCCGGUUCUGGAGCUUUUGUUCCAAAAAUUAUUCAAAGCCAAUUCAACUUAUCAUCUAAAUCAACUGCUAUGAUUAUGGGUAUCAUUACAGUACCAAGUGCCAUUCUCGGAUGUAUGGUUGGAGGUGGGAUACUGAAGAAGUUUGACCUGAGGUUCAUCGGAACACUGAGGCUGUGUAUUGGUACUUGUAGUUUGUCGAUGCUGUGCGCCUUUUGUUUUCUCAUCUACUGCGCGGACGAAAAGAUGGUCGGAGUCAAUAUGCCCUACUACGCUGAUAGGAAAGUGAUACAGCUAUCAGACCCCUGUAAUGAGAAAUGUGGAUGCUCGGGGAAGGAGUUCAUGCCAAUCUGUGGGAUCAACAAUUUCACAUACUUCUCACCUUGUCAUGCUGGCUGCCACGGCUCCCAGACUGCAGGAGACAUUACUCUCUACUCUAACUGCAGCUGUAUAGAGGAGGCUGGUGACAAUGGUGUACAGGCUACUACACAGGUGUGCAAGUCUACUUGUCCUUUGUUGCCGCUAUUCCUCAUCCUCAUGUAUCUCUCUCUGUUCUUCACCUUCACUGCUGCCAUGCCUGCGCUCACCGCCACAUUGAGAUGUGUCAAAUCGGACCAGAGGUCCCUAGCGCUAGGGAUUCAGUGGAUGCUGGUGCGGAUGCUGGGUAUGAUCCCGGGACCUCUACUGUUUGGGAUCAUCAUCGACGGCACCUGUCUGUACUGGCACGCAGGAGCUUGCAGUGAGGGAGAGGGCUCCUGCAUCCUCUACGACCACUACUUGAUCAGCAGAUCCAUGGUUUUGAUGGGCUGCGGAUGGAAGAGCUUGGAAAUAAUUUUGUUUGCCCUUUCAAUAUAUUUUUAUAAGAAAGAUAUUCAGACUUCAACCUCUAGAAGUUGAUUUAAUCAUCAUUCAGUUUGUACAUAGAAUGUUUCU
This is a messenger RNA of Macrosteles quadrilineatus (aster leafhopper), 1179 nucleotides long. Its product is annotated as solute carrier organic anion transporter family member 4A1-like. Gene Ontology annotation, cellular component: membrane. The record is from RefSeq and is a predicted model, not a curated record. Gene Ontology annotation, molecular function: protein binding. Lineage: Eukaryota; Metazoa; Arthropoda; Insecta; Hemiptera; Cicadellidae. Bases 76 to 1143 code for a protein of 355 amino acids. Gene Ontology annotation, biological process: sodium-independent organic anion transport; transmembrane transport. The transcript has 7 exons.